GCGUUCUGAUACGCGCGACGUCUAAGUUCUAAACCAUCCGGGAGCGACCAACUUAAGAAGAUGGAUCACAACAUCUUUGGCACCAUGUCUUCGAUUGGACACAGCACUGACUCGCGCUAUAUCAACGCUCGCGAACAAUCCGGAGAACGCGACCAAAGCGAAGCUAUCCCUGCAUUGGGUCUACCGCACCAUCACCCAGACUUGCAACAUGCAUCGACAAACACACGCCCCGCAAAUCGACAAGCGCCGGUUGCUGUAUCUACCCCUGCCAAGAAGCAGAAGUUGGGCAAGAACAAUGAGAACAAGAAGAAUAGGAUGAUGGGCAAGAAAGGAGAAGAUGAGGGAUUCAUCCCCAACUGGGAGCGCAUGCAGCCUUACGCUAUGUCUACAUUGCGCAACAAAGUCGCCAGUACCAAGAUCAUCAGGUACUUAGAGGCUCAAGGUGUCGACAUUUCCCAGGAGUUUCCGACGAUCGAUAUAACCUACAACGGCAAGAAAACGACCCGGGCUGAGGCUAUGGCAAUGAGAGCUCAAGAGCUUCAUCAAGCCAAUAUCGACCGGAAGAACGCGGGAGGUCAGCUGUCAGCCACGGCUCAUGACCUGUCCCGAGAGCCACUUCGCAACGUCUCUCCUAUGCCGAACGACCAGGGCGUAAUCUCAACGACCGGUGGCGGUGACUCCGAGGUCGAGGUCCUGAACGCGGUUGAAUCUCAGAGCGAGGUCGGGUCUCAAAACGAAGCCGUAUUCCAGCGCGAGGCUAGUUCCGACCAGAACAUGAAUGUAUGCGAGACUGACCAUGUCAAGGACCAGAACGUUGACGAAGACUUGAAACAGGUUGGAGUUGAAAACUUACGUGGGAGCAAUGCCUAUGACAACCGCCCAGCUGGUGCACACAAUAUCAAUAGCGAGGACUCAGAGCCCACGAUCGUCUCCUACACCCGCGCGGCCCUUCGCACGCUCAAGGAGGCUGCGUCUAAGUCAAGCUCCAACUCUCCUGAAUUGGUUUACGACGAUUCCAUGCACCCGAUCAUCUCUUUCAAAGCGCAGUGGGCCAUCUUUCGCCUGAUUGGAAGGGAGAACAACAAAUUGGUCUUCGAGCGAGAAGCUGUUGAUCGCUCCCUGCACGUCUGCCACCAGCUUCUACCCAAGAAGGGACACAACGCUUGCCAGGCAGAUCGCUACAAGGUUGCAGGUGAGCUUGCGCAAGACUUCUACCGGGAGGGUGGUGUGGCAAAUUGGGGUAUGGCGGUUGCCAUGGCCAAGAAGCUGAUUGAUGAGGAGUUCGGCCCAAACAUCUAAAGGGUCAGGCUUUCGUCUUAAUCGUGCAAUCUAGGAAUCCCGCCUGCGUCAUGGAUGACUGUUAAGGAGAGAGUGUAAGGUGUUAGCAUGUUCACGGCUUUGUUCAUCCCGGUGAGCACCUAUACUGAUUUAUGCAUGUUUUCCCUGGAAUAGCGAUUGCGGUCUUGGGUCUCAGUUUCAUUACGAACCUGAAAAUCGGCUCGGUGUUUGCUCAGUAAAGGUGCUUUUUCUUUCUGUUACUGGUUUAGCAUGAAAUGGAUACCCGCGCUUGAUUUAUCU
Messenger RNA from Paraphaeosphaeria sporulosa, 1578 nucleotides. RefSeq lists its product as uncharacterized. Lineage: Eukaryota; Fungi; Ascomycota; Dothideomycetes; Pleosporales; Didymosphaeriaceae. The transcript is spliced from 2 exons. The record is from RefSeq and is a predicted model, not a curated record. The coding region runs from base 61 to 1299 and encodes 412 amino acids.